ACUCACCAUUAACGCCAACUGUCCCAUGAACCUACAUGACUUCCCCAUGGACACCCAGCGCUGCCCCCUCAAGCUUGGGUCCUUCGCCUACACCACGCAGGAUGUCAUCUACAGGUGGAACGAGAAUCGGCAGGUGGUGAUUGCCUCAGACCUGAUGCUCUCACAGUUCGACCUCAUAGCCACACCCUCUGGCUUUGAGAACACCACGCGCAGGGCAGGGGAGUUCUCAACCCUGCUGGCCAGCUUCCACCUACAGCGCCACAUGGGUAACUUCAUGAUCACGGUGUAUGGGCCGUGUGUCCUGCUGGUGGUGCUCUCCUGGGUGUCGUUCUGGCUCAACAGAGAGGCCACCUCCGACCGUAUCUCUCUAGGUAUAACGACGGUGCUGACGAUGACUUUCUUGGGGCUGGAGGCGAGGACUGACCUGCCGAAGGUGCCCUAUUCUACCGCCCUUGACCUUUUUGUGUGGCUCUCCUAUGGGUUCAUCUUCGCAACCAUCAUCGAGUUCGCCUUCGUGCACGUCUUCACAAAGGUCGGGUCUGGUGAGGUCUACCUGUCGGAGGCCAGCUCAGAGUUCGACUCAGAUGAGGAAGAAGAGGAGGAUGACGAGGAACCAGAUACGGAGCCUGUAGCAGUGUGCAUGACGGUGACUCAGAGGGGCCUGGCUGGGUCCCCUUCAACGGGGCCCAACGGUGUGGGAACCUCAAAACCCAGGGCAUCCCUCACUAUGGGGUCCAAGUCGUCCUUCUUCACCAGGCUGGCCAGGCUGUGUGGCAGAGGCGGCAAGGGAAGCACACCGGCCACUCCUGUCAACACCAUAGACCAUCUCAAGAAGGCGCGGAGGGCUGAGCAGCGGCGCCAGCAGGCGGUAGCGGCGGCAGUGGCAGCGGUUGUAAAAGAGGAAGAAGAAGAGGAGGAGGCACGUCGCUGGAAUCAAGGCCGACGGAGCAAGAAGAAGACCACCACCACCACCACCACCACCACCACCACCACCACCACCAACAAGCUCCUGCAGAUGAACUCAGUCUCCAACAUAGACGAGAUCUCCAGAGUGCUCUUUCCUCUCUCCUUCCUCUGCAUCAACUUCCUCUACUGGUACACCUUCCUCUCCUACAACCCCUGGCCUCAGAAUUACCUGUAGACCAGUAGUGACUUGUGUUAUGGGAACUAUUUCCUCGUAAAUCAGGUAAAUCCCACCAUAGACACGACUUGUAGCAUUUAAGAACCAACGUUAACACUUAACUAUUUUCUCCCAACAUUGCUUAUAACAUUUCAGGACUAAUUGUCUCUUAAUAAAGACUAAUCACUUCUUGUCAGCUCUGGGUUACAACAGGUCACACUCAAUGGUAAAACAGACAGACAUAUCAGAUAUAUUUCCUUAACUAUAAUAAGAUUUACAACACUUCCAGGAGUUAGCAGACAACAAAUAAUAUCCCUCUCAGUACACGUCCACCUACACCCAGGGCUACCCAGCACACGUCA
Homarus americanus (American lobster) is the source of this 1482-nucleotide messenger RNA. RefSeq names its product gamma-aminobutyric acid receptor alpha-like. Gene Ontology annotation, biological process: nervous system process; regulation of membrane potential; chemical synaptic transmission. Gene Ontology annotation, cellular component: membrane; synapse; neuron projection. The record is from RefSeq and is a predicted model, not a curated record. Gene Ontology annotation, molecular function: GABA-A receptor activity; extracellular ligand-gated monoatomic ion channel activity; neurotransmitter receptor activity. Lineage: Eukaryota; Metazoa; Arthropoda; Malacostraca; Decapoda; Nephropidae.